AUGGCUGUUAAAAGGAUUUUUCGUUAUCUGGAGGGUUGUCCAGACAUCGGUCUAUGGUAUCCUAAGGAUGAUAACUUUGAUUUGAUUGCAUUCAGUGAUUCUGAUCAUGGCGGCUGCAAGAUUGCUGCAAAGUCAACUUCAGCGGGAUCUACUUUACAGAUCACUCGUAAUCCUGUACAGCACUCAAAGACCAAACACAUCGAGAUUAAGUAUCAUUUCAUACGAGAUUGUUAUGAAAAGAAACUUAUCGAUGUUGUGAAAAUCCACACGGAUCACCAACGUGCCGACCUGUUUACAAAAGCUUUUGAUAAAUCACCUUUUGAUUAUCUUCUUUUGGUCAAUGGCAUCAAGGUGAAACUCGAGUAG
Messenger RNA from Helianthus annuus (common sunflower), 366 nucleotides. RefSeq lists its product as uncharacterized. The transcript has 2 exons. NCBI's taxonomy places the organism in Eukaryota, Viridiplantae, Streptophyta, Magnoliopsida, Asterales, Asteraceae. The record is from RefSeq and is a predicted model, not a curated record. Bases 1 to 366 code for a protein of 121 amino acids.